AUGAGAAUUACCAACAAGGGGAAUCGUCAGAUUCCUACCAGUGUCAGUCUUGUGGCUGGGUUUCUUUUGGGUGUUUUGGUGAUGAUGAUGAUGACAAUGACAAUAAUGGAUCGGAGUCCAGUGGAUUCUUCUUUCACGCUGUUGGAAGACUCCUCGGCUCAUGUAAACUGCAAUCAACACCCCAAAACAAGUUUCGAUGGCACAUCCAACAAGAUCAACUCCUACGAACUCGCCUAUAAAGACAGCGGCGGCUUCUUUCAGGACAUUUCCGAGUCCGAUUGGAGGAUGCUGAAGGAUCGUGUCCAGACUCGACAGAAUCACUUGCACAUGGACGACCCUUUAUUUCAUCUGGAACCCUCCGAAGGCUGGUAUCAAGAAAAUUUUGAACCAGACUUUACGUGUCUGCACGAACGUCGCAUUGGAGGCAUGGGGGAUGGACCCAAAUGGGUGUGCGAUCCUCAUAGACUGACCAACAAGAAGGACUGCCUGAUCUAUAGUGUCGGUUCGGAAGGCAACUUUAUGUUUGAAAAUGCUUUACUGAAGGAAAUUGGAAAGCAUUGCGAGAUCCACACUUUUGAUCCAGAGAUUCAAGGAAUAUCCUAUGGCCAUUUAGCACCGUUAGGAGUGCAUUACCACAAUUGGGGAUUUAUGAGUAAGAGUUCCAAAGAAGCCCAGAAUGAAUACUAUUGGAAUGCCAUGGAGUUCCAAUCUGCUUACAAGACAAUGAAGGAAACAAUCGAAACCUUGGGCCAUGUCGGUCGGGAAAUUGAUAUUUUCAAGAUCGAUUGCGAAGGAUGCGAGUGGACGACAUUUCCGGACUGGUUCCGUUCGGGGGCUACACUUCGACAGAUCUUGGUGGAAGUACACAAAACACCGGACGAUACAGUCAAUGAAUUCUUUACGGGUAUGCAAGAGAACGGAUAUGUCACAUUUCAUAAAGAACCCAACAUUCAGUUUGCACAAGGAAGCUGUGUGGAGUAUGCCUUUCUGAAGUUGGAAGAUUCCUUCUUUCAGAAAUGA
Molecule: messenger RNA, 1020 nt
Organism: Cylindrotheca closterium
Lineage: Eukaryota; Bacillariophyta; Bacillariophyceae; Bacillariales; Bacillariaceae
Source: the annotation of a GenBank genome assembly